Messenger RNA from Gilbertella persicaria, 930 nucleotides. RefSeq lists its product as uncharacterized. Lineage: Eukaryota; Fungi; Mucoromycota; Mucoromycetes; Mucorales; Choanephoraceae. The transcript has a single exon. The record is from RefSeq and is a predicted model, not a curated record. The coding region runs from base 1 to 930 and encodes 309 amino acids.
AUGCUCGCUAUGUUACAACGUCUCGAACAAGAGAACCAAGCCCUCGAUCUAGACGAUGAUGACCACUACGAGUCCAUGCUUGAUCGGUUCAGUCAGAUUGAUAUUGAACACACAGAUGCCAAUGUGAUUUGGGACCUCUUGUCUGAUCAAGAACGAAAAGAAUUUGAACACGUCUUGCACAAUGUAGAAAAGACAGGUGAUUGGCACGCUUGGCAUCUCCCAUCCUAUUCUCCCUGGUGGGAGGCCUCAUCCCUUAUUCAAGAACAAGACCAAUCGAUACCUGGACCUGUAUUGCCUGCAUCUUUACCUGAUUUCACUCGACUCACGCAACCUGCAACACGAUCCAGUCCACAUAUUGUCUGGAAUGGACUCAGUAUUUUAGCCACGUAUAGUUAUUUAAUGCGCCAUGCCAUGGGCGACUUAUUGGAAGAUACACGCGAUACCCUAUGUCUAUGUGAAGUACUCUCAGCGAACGUACUGUUUUCCAAUGCAGCCACAUGUCCCUAUGAGGGUGUAGAGGAUGUGGUGGGUGAUGUAGUAGCACGUAUCAUCGAUUGGGAAGACAAAGCAACCACUCGACCCUCAUUCAACCACAUAAGACGAUACGAUUUAAAACUAUUGUUGUUGCAUGAUUUGGAAGUACUUCAGAAAGAAUCCAAGCGAGCCAUAUUUGAUUUCUGGCACACCAUGGACUGUAUCAGCAAACAGACAAGAAAGAAAAAGGUUGUGUUAGCCACAAAAAAGCUUUAUUUCUAUUUUGCAGCAGCAUGUUAUUUAGAUAAGCAAGACAUGGUUCAAUUAGCCAUCCAACAUGAGACCCAAAAGAUAGAAAAAGAAAAACAAGCGUUUCAAAGAGACUUUGAGGCUGCUAAAGAGGCCAUGAAGCAAUAUCAAAAAUCAAAUUCAACCAAAAUACAAAUAUUAGAUUAA